Molecule: messenger RNA, 1183 nt
Organism: Capsicum annuum
Lineage: Eukaryota; Viridiplantae; Streptophyta; Magnoliopsida; Solanales; Solanaceae
Product: flavonol synthase/flavanone 3-hydroxylase
Exons: 3
Coding region: 72-1022 (316 amino acids)
Molecular function (GO): dioxygenase activity
Source: RefSeq, a predicted model, not a curated record
CUUUCUUCUGUGAAUGUUUAUAAGUCUGUCCAAAUGACAUAAUAUAUUAAGAUUCCAAAUCUAGUGCAAAAAUGGCUACCCCAAAGAUACCUACAGUAGAUUUGACUCCUUUCUUCAAAGAAGGAUAUGAAGACGAAAAGAGAAAAAUCAUAGAUUCCAUUACUAAAGCCUGUUGUGAGUAUGGCUUUUUCCAAAUUGUUAAUCAUGGGGUGCCCCUUGAUCUCACUAGUCAAGCCCUGAAGGUCUCCAAGAAAUUUUUUGAAUCUCCAAAUGAUGCCAAACUCAAGUGCAGUCCACUGCCUAAUGCACCUGUUCCGGCAGGCUAUAACAAGAAGCCUAAUCCUUCUUAUGAGUUCAAUGAAUUUCUCAUCAUGCUUCCACCUGGCUCUGAUUUUAACAUCUUCCCGGAAAAUCCUCCUGAAUUUCGACAGGUGAUGGAAGAGUUAUUCUCCCAAUUCUUGAAGAUAGGGAUGGUUGUCGAGAGAAUCCUAAGCGAGUGUUUGGGGCUUCCUCCCUGUGUUCUUAAAGAGUUCAACGAUGACAGAAGCUGGGAUUUCCUCAUUGCUAUAUUUUACUUGCCGGCAACAGAGAAAGAAAGGAUAGGGGCAAAUCCACAUAAAGAUGUCAGUUGCUUCACAAUUGUGUUACAAGAUAAAGUUGCAGGCUUGGAGGUUGAAAAGGACGGCGAAUGGAUCCUAAUAGCCCCACAACCAGGUGCCCUUGUUGUCAAUAUCGGCGAUGCUCUUCAGGUCCUUACGAAUGACAAAUUCAAGAGUCCACGCCAUAGGGUGGUGAGACCAAAUGGAAGGUCGCGGAAUUCAUUUGCAUUCUUCCACAAUUUGUCAGGGGAUAAGUGGAUUCAACCACUGCCCCAGUUCACGAAAGAGAUUGUGGAACCACCAAAAUACAGGCCAUUCUUGUAUAAAGAGUAUCUGCAGAAAAGAAGAGAAAGCAAGUCUAAGAACGUUACCAGGCUUGAAGAUGAGAUUACCAUAUCGCAUUAUGCAGUCCCUGAGGAGUGAUGUUAGACAAAAUAAAAAGGUAAUGGCCUUGUAACUUGUAAGACAUUAGCUCAUGAUCUCGCUGUUUUCUGAUACUCACUGCUAUAAACUUACAAUAGGAGUGAUGUUACAGUGUGCUUGUUUGCUUCUGGAGUUCUCAAAUUCAAUAAUAUUUCCCCUCA